Varroa destructor (honeybee mite) is the source of this 7558-nucleotide messenger RNA. RefSeq lists its product as uncharacterized. The record is from RefSeq and is a predicted model, not a curated record. NCBI's taxonomy places the organism in Eukaryota, Metazoa, Arthropoda, Arachnida, Mesostigmata, Varroidae. Gene Ontology annotation, molecular function: DNA polymerase binding. Gene Ontology annotation, biological process: DNA repair.
CGAGGUCACAGGGACUUGGCAUACGUGCCAUAUCUUCCAUUAGACUCGCAUCUCCUAUUCAAUAUCAUAUCAUCCAUUGUAGUACAGAGCUGCCUUUUCUGCACCUCACUUUCCUUAAAAUGUUAGCUAAAUAAAAAUUAACUCUCGAAUUAGUAUAUUGAUAUUCGAGGCGAAAGAGCAAAGAAGAAAUAUAACCUUACAUUUUUUAUUUAUCUUUAUUCUUUUACAGACAAAAUAUUUAGCUAACCGUUCACCAUUUAUAUAGUAGAUGUUUUAUCGCAAUCUUUGCACGUAGUCGCUGACAGACCGAUGGAGCGCUCUAAAACUACGUACGUACCAUUUACGGACCGUCCGUUUACAGAACUGUACGCAAAGCAGUGAUUGUUUUUAAUAAGGAUUUUUAGCGAUAUUUUUUUUGUCGUGAUGAAAGUAAAGCAAUAGACUCUAACAAGUUUUACAAUAAACGAAAGAUGUCUCGAUGACGAAGUAGUUAGACGAUUACCUCGAUCUGUAAACUAGUAAGAUCAUUUAUGAGCAACGAUGAAGGAAAUGCGGUUUUCUUUUAGUUCUCUCUUUGAUUUCUCUAGAAGCCACAAUACUAGGCGUGUGGCUAAUUAGAAGAGACAGAUUACAAGGCAAAUCUUUCAAAGGCGUUCCAAAAAAGAUGUUUUUUUCCUUGUCAUGUCCUAUUGAUCAGUAACCCAAUAUAUUAUUAAAAUAGAAUACAGACGAAAUGCUUUUCGAAACUUUCCUAUAGAUAAUAUUAAUAGUGAAUACAAUUAAAUGUACCUGUAAUAUCGUAAUACGGUUGUAGCUUUUCUUUCUACACUUUUCUUUAUACCAUCUACCUAACUUGCUUGACAAAUACGAUGUAAUACAAUGAGUGGGACAAUUAAUAUUGUUACGUUUCUAGCUUGUUUUCUACCGUGACGCAUACGUUUCCCGGCGAGGUUCAAGCGCAUAGGUUUAAUAGUAAUAGACCGAAUGAAUGCAAUGAUGAUGGCUGCGUAAUAUUUAUAUACUGCUAGACAAACUAUAUUAUUAACCAAAAUACACUUAGCUUUAGAAGAAAAUGCACUCUUUCGGUUUUUUCGAUAGAGUUUCCUUUAUAUGCUCGUGUAGUACUUAAUUAAAUCACGUUUGUUGUGCAGGUUAUAUGGCUUCCAUGGGGGGCCAAUUUCUUUGCAGUUCUUUCGCGUCUUCGUUGCCUGUCAUGUUAUUUCAUGAGAGGCGACCUAUUGUUAUUUCAAGUACGUGAGACAUUUAAAGAGAAAAAGAAGAUUGGUUGAGCCAGGUAGCCCUUUUACUGUGGGCAGAAAUCGUAGAUAGAACAAAACCUAUGCUUAUACAUAUCGCUUAGCGCUAUACUAUGUACUCUGCUUACCGUCGUCACAGACUUUUCACGCCAUUAUAAUAAAAACAGCUUCCGUCAACAUCUAAUAAAUAUGUUUGAAUAUACCCCCAUGAACCCCCCGGCCGCAUGCCAUCGAUGAUAAAAAAAUGCUGCCUUCUUUUGGCUCCGCCUGAAACUCAAUAGGCACUCAAAGCACCACAAACUCAGCCGAGGCUCGACGUAGACCUCUCGACGGAUCUUCUCUCACAGAAUUAUGAUGAACCUAAUAUUUUCUUAAAUCCCGAAAACUACAGGCUUAGAUACCUUUUGGCUCAUUCGGACUCUGAGACAAUUUUUUAGGCGCAGCAAGUUUUUGUUUGAUUCUGUCGGUUUCUGUGUACUCUGUCCUCAAAACAAUGGAUUGGAAAUGUGUUUACCUGCUACUAAACCUAGCGACAUUCAACGAAAAGCAGUCUGGGUCCGGCAUAGGCAUUUUUCGACAGACAUUUAUACCUGCAUAACUUAUUUAGUAGUUUCAUCCCUUUGAAUACAUGGCCAUGUGUGGAUCCGGGCGGCAAGUAACUUAGCUUCUUGUCUUUCUUAUCAGAUAUAUACGGUUGUUUGAUAGAGCAGAAUACAACACAGAAUAUUAAAGCUUACUAACUUGAUAUUUUCAUUUUAUUUAUACGUUUUAGUGCCUCCGUUACGAGUUUAUGUGAAAAAGCAUCUUCCAUUCAGCAGUCACCAAAGAGCGUAAGCGUAGCGGUAAUAAAACUACGACCAUACAUGAUUUCACUUAUUAAUCAUGCUCAUACAUAGUAUCGUAGUGCAGAUUGUCGCAACAAGGGGCACUGUCUGCGUAAGCUCCACAGCUCGAACGAUGUUGCCCUUUAUACUGGCACGGGCUGGUUAAAGCAACCCAGAAAGUUCCACACAUAGCUUUGCAUGCCCGUGGCCCUCGACAAACUCCUAAAGGGCAUCUCUACCUUAUCAAAUGAGCGUUUCGGAGCAGGCAGUGUAUACAGCUAUCGCACUUCUCCGGACCUUACUUUUCGCAGUCAGCGAAUGUUGUAUCGGACUAGUAGAUCUCGAGGGGUUGCAAAGUAAUAGUGCUCCCAAUAAGGAAGUAUAUUGUUGCUUUUGCCGUAUCGCAGUCGCUCUUGAAAGUCGACAUGUUUUAGCCCAGCUCCGAGUUAAGAAGAAUAAUAACUUUCUGAUUAUUAUUAGGCAUUUUCCGCCCACCGCUUUUCCUUAACGAAAGUGCUCAGAGGCAAAUAAAUUUCACGGAAACUAUACGUGUAUAUAAGUAAGAAUGAGCUUAUUUAUUAUUCACCUACAUUAUGUAGUAUUUAGAUUUUUAUGCAGAAGCACAACGGACCAAGUGUGUAGGCCACAUAUCUAUGAAUGUUUGAUUGAAUGCCGCGCCAACAAACUAAGUUAUCAUUGUGUCAUAACUGAAAGCAGAUGGAUCCCGUACAAAAUGCAUCGUUAAACGAGAAACAUCAGCUCCAUUGACCACACCACUUUGAUAUCAGACGCACAGAUCUCACCCGACACCGGAGUUCGCAACACAAGAGCUUUGUCGCGCCAGGCGCAUGUCUCAAUGCGUUUAUCCAGUUGAACGCGCCAUGAUUCAGCAAUUCGAACGACUAGCCGAAUGAAAAAGCCCGGGCAAGCUCUUCCAGUUAUUCGUUCACUGAUUACGGCAUCAGCUAGAACACCCAGGCGACGCUCUCAAAAGUACUACAAAAUACUUUUAUGUAACAGAAAAACAGCACAAGAGGCAGCUUUCGAGAUCAGAUACUAGCGUCCGUUGUGGCCCCAUUAUAUCUACCGUUAUUGUUUAAUAUGCUACAUUGAAGCAAUUCGUGUUGUGUGUAUUUCUUGGGAGCUUGUCCUAUUUCCACAAACGCUGACACAUGGAUACGAUAUAGUUCAUAAGUUUCUGGUAAUGUACAAGUGUCACGAAAGAGAAACUUUACAUAGAGAGAGCGAAUAACGCCAAUAAUUUCGGAGCGAAAACGGCAUCGUGAAACUGAAAUUAAGAAUGGACAAGUUGCGAGCUUCUAUCGAAAAUCUAGAUCGAGACGCGCCAUUGGGCCUUCGAUUUCAGAUUAGCGGCGUCAUUGAACGACAUAUUAGAGAAAAAUCGGGUAGAAAUUUAGCUGGCAUUUACAAAGCGAUUCGAAAGGAUACUGAUGAACUUGGAAAGCAAUCAUUUCGCGUCGUUGUCUUUCGUCAGAUGGUUAGCGCCGUUCUCCGGUUUUGGUUUGAGUCCGAAGUAGACCUCGUUGCAGAGUCGCUUAACGACCUUCUAGUCGAGCUGUUGGCGGAUGUGACUCUAUUGCCCCCUGCAGAUAGUUCCGGCCUAUGUGAAACAAUUGUCGAUAAUCUUGGUUGUCCUAUGACAAUCGAGUUGUUGUCGUCGCUGUUGUUACACGCUUCGUCGACGGGCGUGCGUGUCCUGUGGCGGGCAACCCGUGUUGCGGAUCUGAAGACCGCGCUCGUCCAAGCCAUCGUGGAUAAGGCGCCAUGGAAAGACGAUUUUGUACCAUACAUUGCCAAGUUUUUUAGGGAGAUCGAACCGACAGCAGCACAGAUGACCGUAAUCUCGCCGGUGUUGGCCCCAUAUAUCAGCUCACUUCCAGGGGCACAACUAUUGCGAUUACUAGGACAUCUGUUGCCUCUCCAUGCUUCGUUUCUCGAACAGGUUCUGCAUCGCCUUCGGCCCGAUCAACUCGACGAAGUGACUCGAGCCGGGGUUCUCGCACAAUGUGUAACUGCCGCAAGACACAACCCUGGCAUUGCCAAGUCUAUUCAGACGUUAGUGAAAACGAAACCUGAGGCCAUCCUCUCAGAUGCGUUCAAGUUCCGUCUCUGUUUGCUGGCAGGAUCGAUUCAUCGCACAUUUCAGGGCGCGACCCACGGUGCAUUACUUCGCGCCGUGACACUUCAUUGCGAUUAUGAACUGAAAAGGCUGGACGCUCGAUGGUUGAGGGAGGCGUUGCCCGCGUACCCGCCGUUGGCUAUAGUUGACGCCUGCAUUCUCAGUCCAAGUGAUGAUCGUGUCCAGUUAAUUUCCACCUGUCUGAUGGAUUUCGCCUUUGCUCUGCUAGCCUCGAAAACGAGCGGUCGCGUUUGUCAGCAAGGGGCUCUUAUGGUAUUGAACCUGUGCAAUACCUCGUCGCAAACUGGCACGGCGCAACUGGCCCUCGAUCGGACCCUUCGAAUGCAUUUCCAAAAUCCAACUAACGAGUGCGCAGAUCUUCUGUCAAAACUGCCCUGUGGUCAACUGCCGGCAGCCGUUGGCUGGGACGUGAUCUCAGCACUUCCGUCAGUAAACCCAAGCGUAGCUCGAUCAUUGGUUCGCGUUAUUCUUCAGUCGUGUCCUCAAGUACGUGACGAGCUGCUGAUGUGUUUACGCAAAUGUGUUUUUGGAAGUGAUCCAAGCUCGAGCCUGGUUUCAGCAAAAGGAUUACUCGAGAUUGUCGCUUACUUCACUGUCGACGGUUCAGACGUCUCACAAAACCCUAACGGCCGGUUGUGUCUCGAAGCUCUUGAACUGGUGCGCCGCCUACUUAUAGGCAACAGUCGAGGUUCAACCGAAGUGAGGCGAUGUCUUCUGGAAGGCCUCCCGGAACUUGUGAAAGAAAAUGUUAAAUUGAAAGAAGCUAUCUUCGAGCUGCUUAAGGAUAUCCAUACGGAGAUGCCGAAUGACCCGCAUGUGCUCAUGGCUAUUUCAAAUUGUCUUUGCACCUAUCGGAAAACCCAUGUCAAAGGAUCACCUAAAUCUCGCGUGCUUAAAGAACUCUACAGAGUGCUGUGCUCCCUGGUGGAGCAGGGCGAUCCGACAUGUCUUGACGCACUAGUCCGUUUCGCAGCUGAAUUUGGUCUGGAUCCGUCAGGGAUUCAGGAGUUGAUCAAAAAUGGCAAAGCCAGUGGUAAUGCGGGAAUAACCCGCACGCAGCAACAGGAUCUAAACGAGUCAGACAGCUCACAGGCGUCGUCUAGUGUUGGUGGCUCUACAGCUGAUCGGAGGGCCAAGAAGAAAAAGGGAGAAAAACAACCGCUCGCUUCAGAAUGCUUGUUAAGCAACGAGGUACUUUGUUGGCUACUGCGGACGGAUGCUGUUCCCGUGGAGGUUCGCAUCUACGCAACGGAUGGGCUCGCCCAGAGGAAGCAGCUUGAAGCUCACGAGAGGAGACAGCUACUCGGAGCACUCAAGGAAACGCUGACAAAGCCCUACAUCGACGCCGAAACCAGACGACGGUGUGUAUCGCUGCUUUCCGCGAAUCUUCAGGCAGCUGUGGGCAACGUUUUUAAUAGAGAAGAUGUGCUUGAAGCUCGUGAGGAGCUGCUACGAGAUUUGGGCGUCGACUCGCGCGCAUCUUUUUUCCGCUAUUUGCAAGAGAUGAUUCGUCAGGCGAAUUCUGACUCCCAACGCGAAACAGAUCUUGGUCCGCUGCUCGCCUGCGUACAGUGCCUCUGUUUACUUUUUCCCGAUGACAUAGAGUUGAUGACAGAUAUAUACACCUGGGCGGACAAGGGUUGUACAGAAGCCGGUGUGGCGUAUUUACCGCUCAUGCUUGAUCUAUCGAGUCAUAUAGAAGGCGGUUUGGCCUUGCUGCGCGGUUUGUCCCGUCGACUUUCCUUGCUUUGUGGGCUUCUGGAGGACGGCGGUCGAGAUAUUGAGACUGAAGCCUUUGCCAGCAUUCACACCGAGGAUAUACCCGUCGUGUUUGCACUGUUCAACACCUUCGUACGUGGCAUAAUUGCUCACCUCGAAUGGGUGCUUUCUAAGAUUGGUCUGAGCAGCGAGGUGGAACCGCGCUUCAUUAAGCAACUGUACUACGUGGUAGAGGCGUUAUCAACGGUAACUCAUUCGAUGGUACCCCUUGAACAGGCCGAAGGCCUCUUCCAGAGUGGCGCCAGGGCCUACAAGGUGCUGGCUAGCCUGUCGAAAUACUACUGUGGGGAUCGCGAAGAAGUGUCACCGCGCUACCCUAAACUUGUGCAUUUUGUUCAGAAGACGUGCACGCCACGAUUCGAAACGUUCAUAAUGGCUGUCGAGGAAGAGUCCACACGACGCAAUCUGGGCAAGAAGAAGAAAAACCAGCAGCCCAAAGCCGUCCCUGGAUUUGUGUUUGCCACGGAACAGCAUCACCUUGAGCUGAAUAAACUCGCAAAAAAAAUUGACCUUGGCGACAUUACCACACCAGCAAGUGCCCGCGACUUCAAGAUUAGGGUGGCAGAGGUUCGACGACAACAAGACGAGUUUAGCGAUGAGGAAAUUCCCAACUCCCAGACGGUGCCAUCUACGACAACAGGCCUCAGCAUUAAAGCGAAAGGCUCGGCGCAAAAGCUUACGGAUGCUAUAGAUCAGAGGGGCCGGAAAAAUGUGUUAGAGCAGAACUUCAAGCGUAAGAACUUAGGCGGCAGCGGUGAAGAGCAAAUGGAUCCUCCAAAAGGUCGGCCUCCAAAGAAGCCACGCACAGAGGAGGAAUUGCAAAAAGUAACAAAGCCGGCGAGGGCCCCCAGGACAAAUCGAAGAAAUCAGAUUUCUAAACAGGAGGAAGAACUGGAAAUAGAGGAUCACGAUUUACCCGAAAGUAUAUUCCCUCCGGAUGACGAGACCGAGAAACCAAACAGCAGUCGAUCGGAGAGCUCAGUUGUAAUGUCCAGCACCAGGAUCUCAGAAGUAUCGCCAGCGGUAAUUAACACACCUACAAGUGCCAGUAAACGCAGCGGCCACACAACGGAAAAUGAUCUUUCACCAUUGAAAAAAACUUGCAGGGGCAAAUCAACCUUGUCCACGCCGGCUAGCGACUCAUUAACUUCAAGAACUGCAACGAACGACGAAAACAGAUCGACAAGGACUCGGAAACCUUUGAGGAUCGAUAAUGAAACGGAAAAAGCCGAAGAGAAAGCGGCCUCCCCACAACGAAAGAGGAGGCGUCGCACUUUGGGCAUCAGACCACGCUAAGAAAAAUAUAGAACGCUUUGAAGGUCUAAGGAUGUAAAUGGUUGUUAUUACUAUUAUUCCUUUUUUUAAUAUGGUAAUCGAAAGUAGAAUCUGGAGAGGUAGGGUCUUCAAAAAUGUUGUGUUGUGAUAACGAGUGAUCUUAUCUUUAUGAGCCAUUUUAUAAACACCUGUCUUAAAGUACAAUAGUUGAAGACAAAUCACAAAAAAAUCCAAAAUAAAAACACAUGACUAAUCAGACUGGA